GGCUCCUCCGCGGGUGGCGACAUGAGGAAGAAGCUCGACACGCGAUUCCCGGCGGCUCGGAUUAAGAAAAUUAUGCAAGCUGAUGAGGAUGUCGAGAUUGCUAUGGCUGUGCCUCUUCUUGUUUCUAAGGCAUUGGAACUGUUCCUGCAAGACCUUUGUGAUCGGACAUAUGAUAUAACCUUGAAGAGGGGAGCUAAGACACUGAACUCCUUGCAUUUGAAGCAGUGUGUCCAAACCUUUAACGUAUUUGAUUUCUUGAGCGAAAUUGUGAGCAAGGUUCCUGAUUUAGGUGGUUCUGACGCUGCUGGAGAUGAUCGGUCUGCUGCUAAAAGAAGGAAAAUGGUUGAUGACGGGGAAAAUGACACUGAUGAUGAAUCAAAGAGGAGCCGCAUGAAUGAUACUGGUCACACAGGCAGUGCUGGGAGAGGGAAAGGUAGGGGCAGAGGGAGGGGUCGUGGGCGAGGUGGUCGAGCCUCAGAGGGGGAUGCAACUGUGCAGAAUGAGAAGUUUGAAGUCGAUGGAGACGUUCCUCAGCAGGACAAUUUAAAUCAGGAUCUUGAAGGGACAGAAAAUGGUGACCAUCUCAAUGAAUCAAAAGAUAGCAUUCCUACUCCUAGAUCUGCAGAACCGCCUGUUCGGAACUUUGACCUGAAUGUGGAUUUGGAUGAAAAUGGGGACUCAAAAUCGAUAUUAGCUUCUGGUCCGACCAGUAUAUCAGCAGCUCCCGACGCUGGAUUCAAGCAUGAGGAAUAUCCCGGGUGGUCUCUUUCCGAAGUUGAGAAGAUGGCCAUCGAUCCCAUUCAGCUUGCAAACUUGAAUAGAGGGAUGGAUGAAGAUGAUGAAGACUACGAUGAAGAAGGCUAGGUCAGCAGGGUGUUUUGGUGCUCUUUGUUGAUGCAAAACCAUUAGAUGUGUUUGGAUAGAGGCGUAGACAGCUCACAUGCUAAACUUAGGAAACAUCGUCAAGACAGGGUCGAAACUGACUAGGUACAAGCUCCUUUAGGAAGUUCAUAGUUUAACGGGUCAGAUUGUAUACAUGUACAGAAGCUUUUGAUGGUUGUCACAUGGUGUUGUCAUCACUCAGCUCACCAUUGUCACUAACUUUUUAUCCCUUUUAGUUUGAAAUGUACUGACGCCCUCAAGUCUAUUUCGUGUUACAAUGCAUGAGUGCUGAAUCUUAUA
This is a messenger RNA of Eucalyptus grandis, 1182 nucleotides long. Its product is annotated as dr1-associated corepressor-like. Gene Ontology annotation, biological process: regulation of DNA-templated transcription. Gene Ontology annotation, molecular function: protein heterodimerization activity. Gene Ontology annotation, cellular component: nucleus. The record is from RefSeq and is a predicted model, not a curated record. Lineage: Eukaryota; Viridiplantae; Streptophyta; Magnoliopsida; Myrtales; Myrtaceae.